GUUCUCACGUGCCCUAUAACCACCGCUGUGAUCGUUCGAGAACCGUCCAACGAGCUCACGGUUCUCCGACGAACCCCGGCGAUCUCCAUUCUAGGGUUAGGGUUUUCUCCCUGAUUUCAUCGAUGUCGACGUGCUUUGAUCUCUGGGAGAAGGAUCCCUUCUUCUCCGCCGCGGAGGAGGUCCAGGAGUCCACCGACAGGAUGGAAUCGGUUUAUAGACAAUGGAUCCAUGAAGUGAAGCACGCUUCAGAUCCCAACGUGAGCUCUCCGAGUUGUUCCGCGGAGGUCCGGCGAGAGCUUCGCACGACUCUUGGCACCGCCAAAUGGCAGCUGGAGGAGUUCGAAAAGGCGGUGACAUCGUAUGACGAGGCUUGCUCGGCCGGGAAGGAGACGAGAACUCGACAUAGCCAGUUCAUUGUGGCAAUUGGUAGCCGGAUAUCAAUGGUGGAGAAUGCUUUGAAGGAAGCGAGCUUUGAAGGGAAUUCAACAAUGAGUUGGGUGAGAUUGGAUGAAGGGGAGCGGGAUGAGCUAGCCCUUUUCUUGUCUUGCCCAUCAGUUGAGCAGGAGAAAGCCCAAUCAGCCCCUCAAGUCAGCAAAGUUGUGAUAAAGGACAGUCCUUUGCUGUUGGGGAUGACCGCUGAAGGUAUUCCAGAUCUCUCGAAGAAGGAAGGGAGGGUGCAUGGGCAUCGCAGAACCGCGAGUGCUAGUGCUGAUAUAGAGGCAUGGAAAAUUUCAGUUACUAGGACGGAGGACGAACGCCCUAGUCGGCCUCCUCCGAAGAUACCCAGCUUUUCUUGCUUGAACAAGGUUGCUGAAUCAACGUUGAAGAUGAAGUGGCCUAAAAAUGGUUUCAGGAAAUGGAAGGGUGGGGAUCAACUUCAACCAGAGGAAUCAAUUCCUCUGAGGAAUCACCAGUUGAGUCGGGGCCUUGAUGCGUGCUAUGAGAGAACUAAGAGUUACCUUAGUGAUUGCACUGAGGAUACUUAUGAUAAGCAGCUCUAUGGUUGGGUUGGAUCUCUUCAUAGACAGCUGCAGAGGUCUCAGUAUCAGAUUCAGUAUGGUCGACCAAUGCAAAUGGUUUUUUGGGCUGUACUUGUUGUAUUGCUAAUUGUUUUAUUUGCAUUUCGUGCGAUUUGAUGAGGCGAAAGUAAUUGAGUUCUCAAUUGUUUGUUGGUAAAAGAUCAGGUUAUUGCAAUACCAAUCCUCAAAGAGAAGGACAACAUUAAUAACAACAAUCAGCGCUGGAUUGGAUUAAACUUUCUCAACUGCCAUCAAAUUCAUGCUUCCAUUUGAGUUCUUGAAAAUGCUCCAUCUGUAUAUCAUUUCUCCUUUCUUUUGCUUUUGUGUCCAAAUUAUGUAAAAUUUAGUUUGGUGUACUACUCUUAUUUCAUGUAUCAACUGUGUAUUUGUAGCAUAUUUUCCAUCAUUCACUCUCUUUUCUCUCA
Molecule: messenger RNA, 1444 nt
Organism: Dioscorea cayenensis subsp. rotundata (Guinea yam)
Lineage: Eukaryota; Viridiplantae; Streptophyta; Magnoliopsida; Dioscoreales; Dioscoreaceae
Exons: 6
Coding region: 123-1136 (337 amino acids)
Biological process (GO): Golgi vesicle transport
Cellular component (GO): membrane
Source: RefSeq, a predicted model, not a curated record